UGUGGCUAGGGUCUGAGAUAGAGAAUAAAAAAAAACUUUGAAAAUCCAUUCACAACAACGGUGUUAGUAGCAAAAAUACUUCAAAAAUGUCAUUGUACAAAAAAGUUGCAAUUGACUCAUAUAUAUACAAGAUCAAAGAGAAAACAGGUUGACUGUUGCUCUCUUUUCGAUACGAAAACAUCUCAAAUAUUUACAUUUAUACAAAAAUCAGUUUCAGAAAAGAGCACUUGUUUAUGCAUUUGCCAUGACUCCAUCACGGCGGAUAACAACGAAAAUUCCAUUUUAGAAACGACGAAAAACUUUACUUCAACGUUUUUAUCUUCAAUUUGCUUCGACAAGGUCAGAUAAAAUAGCCGGUGAAACUAUAAACAGUCCACAGGUUCCAGCAACAAUUCGACAGAUUUACGGGGCUAACAAAGUCAGCAAAGAGAAUUUAUGAUCAUAUAGCGACAAAGGAAAAAGUAAGCAAAAGCUGUCUUUGAUUCUUCAGAUUUACCCCAUUCUAUCUUAUAGACCACUUUAGUUCCAGGGCUAUUGUGCCUGCUUUUUGAAAAAUCCUGUUAGCCUUCCAUUUUGAUGGCGUUUCCAUUCUUUUAAAUUUGUUUAAAUUAGAAGAUUGCUUCUUUCUGCAUUCUUUUCCGAAGAAUACAUUACUAACAAAAUAAAUAAUAUUAGAUUUCUAUUAAUUUGCUUUUCUUUUUCUAUAUUUGUAGAUCUGCUAUGGUAAAACUCACUCAACAUAUGCCAUUAACGGACCCGACUAAGUAUUUUCAUCAUCAACAGCAAAUCACAUCAACGUUGCAACAACAAUCACAAUGGCAACUCACACAAGGAGAUAGUCAAUCUCAUCAAGCAAAGGAUCAAAAUGAUGGUGAAAAUUGGCUAGGUGAACAUGAACCAAUCGAAAUAGGUGAAGCUGAUAGAAUUCUCCGUGAAACACCAUCACUAUUUAAUCCAGUCGAACAACUUAAUUCCUUAACAAUGGUGGCACCAGCAGCACUUCCAGCUCCUACUAGAUAA
Molecule: messenger RNA, 1020 nt
Organism: Didymodactylos carnosus
Lineage: Eukaryota; Metazoa; Rotifera; Eurotatoria; Philodinida; Philodinidae
Source: the annotation of a GenBank genome assembly